Molecule: messenger RNA, 875 nt
Organism: Cantharellus anzutake
Lineage: Eukaryota; Fungi; Basidiomycota; Agaricomycetes; Cantharellales; Hydnaceae
Exons: 1
Coding region: 145-633 (162 amino acids)
Source: RefSeq, a predicted model, not a curated record
AGGCAGGAUCCCAAGGGGGUGGCUGGAAUAUAUGCACCAGCGAAGGUGCGAAAGGCAUUUUUCAAGCUUACAGCUGUUUGAAAUCAACCGGUUUUGAUUUUGCCGGUGCGGCAGGACAAUUAUCUACGAGACCAGCCUUGGGCCAUGGAUAAACUAAAUUCGCCGAUUUUGAGAGGGACUUACUUAAGUCUGUUUCGCCAAAAUCGAGACCCCCCCAGAUUUUUUUUGAAAACGACCACAAGGGACCCCGCUGUCGUUGACAGCUUUCACGCGUUGUUAUUGGUUGUUUAUGCGGGGUCGGUUCUACGGCACUGCUGUAUUGCACGGAUCCGAUAUUCAUGGCGACCGUUCAGCACUGAGGUACCGCCACGCGCUAGGAAGGUGACGGAUGUUACUCCUGGUCUCAUUCCAGUGAAGGAGUUCGUAAUUGAUUAUUGGCCUGUCACGAUGAACAGUGAACACUUCGAGACUCGGAGGGUUUAUAAGGUCCCGGGAGCUCCGAAGCAGGCUGGAGGGCCUUAUAUCGAUAAAGGGAAAGUAUAUAUAAACCUAGGCAGGUUACCAGCCUCUAUCAGUAUAGAAUAUAAACCCCGAGUCCGACGCUUACCAACAUCGCACUAUUUAUCUCCUUGAGACACGCUAUCUUGUUGGUCAAGGUGUGGGAAGACCCGUUGCUGUGGAGCAGGGGUGUGCAAAGCAAAUACACUCUUGUCUAUCCUGAAGCAUCUCAACGCUGUCCCAGAGCCUGGUUCUGAUGGGUCCACGAGCACGUACGUGAAAUGGACGGAUAACGCCAUUUGGCCAUGGCCCUCGAGAAAUAAUAGAUUGCGUAGAGAAAUCUGUGAACUUCAGAUGGCCGGCCAACUUUCUGGAAG